Molecule: messenger RNA, 955 nt
Organism: Biomphalaria glabrata
Lineage: Eukaryota; Metazoa; Mollusca; Gastropoda; Planorbidae
Exons: 2
Coding region: 116-895 (259 amino acids)
Molecular function (GO): carbohydrate binding; galactoside binding
Source: RefSeq, a predicted model, not a curated record
AUUAAAGUGUUCACUUGAUGAAUGUGAGUGUCAAAGGAAUCGAUCUACAGCAGUUCAUUGAGAGACAAACUUAAAUCUUUCAGCAAACAGCUCUCCUACGUUCUAGACAAGAAACAUGUAUACCCUCUAUAUCCAGGUUUUUAUAACGCAUUAUCUUUACUAUUCAGCGGUCAGUCAAAAUUUAUGUGACCAGAACUGUACUGCUAACUUUGUUCUGUUCUCAAACAUUCAGUUGGACGGCUGUCAAUCUGGUCAAUUUUCAGCGAUGACAAUCUCAACCUUGAACUGUCUGAACAACAUUAAAUGCGGGGCUCUGGUUUGUGACAAGAACAUCUCGUGCUCAACAUGCUACUCGCAUUCUAUUAAAAGACUUGUUUUUCCAGAGGUUGAAACUCCAGUCUACUUAAGAAGAAGGCUUGUGAGACUUAACAUCCUGAUAAAUCUUGUCACAAUGGUCACAGAUGAAACAGUGGCUAUUCCAUCUGGAUUAAUGCCAGGAGAUGUGAUUUACCUUAGAGUAACAUUCUUGAAGUACGACAACCUGUACAUUGAACUCACUGAGGAUACUUCUAACGUCAAUUACGAAUUUAGAGCACGAUGUAAUCCUGACCAAUGCUCUUCUACAGGCACGUGCUCAGGCUCCGAAUGUAACCUUAAAUAUGUGACCAUAAAUUCUAAAACCAAUGGGCAGUGGUCAAAUGCGCCGUACACAUCCCAAGAAUACCCGUUCAUUCUGAAUGAGGAGUUUAAGAUUUACUUCCUUGUGAAACAAGACUCAGUGGAUGUUUUUGUCAAGGAACAAUUAUUCUGUAGUUACAAAACACAAAGACAGCCUGAGAACAUUCGUGAGAUUAGUGUUAGAGGCACAGUUUUAGUUCACGAGUUAAGCUUAUAGUAUGACUUGUACAAAUUAUUUAACAACCUUCUUGACUAAACCUUUAUUAGGAGUUUAUGA